AUGACGCCUCGAAUGAUCCCGAGUUCGGGAGCCAAGAAUCCUUAUCUGGAUGCUUGGCUGCCCGUCUCACUGGAGAACCCAGCUCUGUUCAAUGCUCUACUAUUCUCAGCUGUCACGCAUAGGCUCACACAUUGCCUCGUGAACCAAAAGAGCACACCUACCUCCAUGGUCCUAGAGAACAAACAGUUAUUAAUGUUAUGUCAGCAAGAGGCAGCGACGAGAGCGAACAGAGCGCUCCAGCAUGCUGCGACUGCAGUAACAGAUGCGAGCAUCUUGGCUGUUCUAAUGUUAACUGAAGCGGUGGAUCAUGCCUUCCAGGGUCGAGAUUGGACCGGCUCCUCGCCAUUUAAUGCACCGCUACAAGGCCUACAAUGGCUCAAUAUUCACGGGGCCCGUGUACCGCACAUGUCUCAUCAAGCGGGUCUUUGCAAGCUCGUGGCGCUGAAGGGCGGCCUACAGAGGAUUAAGAUUCCGGGAGCAUCCUUGGCGAUUUUCUAUCGGACCUUGGUGAACUCCACUUUGACCUUGACCACGCCCCAGAUUCCAUUCUUUUCGAACCGCGGGCAUGACAAUUCUGACUGGCGAUUUCACUUUAGUUCGUCCGGGGGGUGGUGGGACCAUGGGGUACAGAAGUUUGAAAAUGCUGGCCUGCCAUUCUCUCUCGCUUGCGUGUUGCAGGGUUUCGUCAUGUACUCCAGCAUGGUCCACGCAUAUGUGAACGGCGAUAACGCACCACAUGAUACAAGCUUGUUGUGUGACAUCCGGAAUCUAGUCCACUUCCAUGUCAUGUCGCUGCCCACAGGAGCGGACUACGACGAUCAAGAAUUGUACUCCGGGUACGAAGCCUGCAGGCUUGCCCUGCUCAUUUACAGCGUUGGGGUUAUUUUCCCCAUACCCGCGGUCGGCUCGCCACUUCCCCGGCUCGCGGAGCUUUUACGCCAUGAGUUGAGCGACGAAUUUCCAUUCGAUCAAUAUACCAUCGAAGCGGACAAUGGGCUUACAGUCUGGCUCCUUACGAUCGGUGGCAUUGCCGCGCAGUACACUACCGAAAGAUCGUGGUUCGCACAGAAGCUUGCGACCGUCGUCAGUCUUACUCUAAUAUCGAGCUGGCGUUCUCUCCGGGCGCAGCUAAAGGCCUUCCCUUGGUUAGACUGUGCAUGCGACAAUGCCGGUGAAAGGCUCUGGGAAGAGGCCCAGCGGUUCAACUCCCCGCCCUCCUUUUCAGACGCUCGAGGUACCCAUCGCUACACAACGAGGCUCCAGCCCUGUCUCCAUUGCCGCCGACGAAGAGUGAAAUGUGACAAGCAGCAAUCAUGUCAGAACUGUGUCAAGCAUAAUCUUACCUGCAAAUACACGACUGCGACACUUGAGGCGCAGAAUGAAUUCUCAACUACGGGGAUGACACAUGCCUGCGGCGUGUGUCGCCAGCGAAAAGUCAGAUGUGAUGGACAGAGACCUUGUACAGGAUGCCAGAAACUGCAAGUAUCAUGUUCAAGGUAA
Messenger RNA from Aspergillus uvarum CBS 121591, 1500 nucleotides. RefSeq lists its product as uncharacterized. The coding region runs from base 1 to 1500 and encodes 499 amino acids. Gene Ontology annotation, molecular function: DNA-binding transcription factor activity, RNA polymerase II-specific; zinc ion binding. Gene Ontology annotation, biological process: regulation of DNA-templated transcription. Lineage: Eukaryota; Fungi; Ascomycota; Eurotiomycetes; Eurotiales; Aspergillaceae. The record is from RefSeq and is a predicted model, not a curated record. The transcript has 2 exons.